AUGUUGGCUUCGUCUUAUGACGGUCCUUGGUUGUGCGGGGGUGAUUUGAAUGAAAUUAUUGUUGCUAGUGCGAAAGAUGGUGCGACGUCUAGGCCCAAUUAUCUCAUGAGGAACUUCAAACAAGCUUUAUCUGAUUGUGAUCUUGUUGAUUUGGGUUUCUCGGGCCCGAAGUUUACUUGGUGUAAUCGGCACAAAGAUAGCACGUUCACUCAGGUACGUCUUGACCGCAUGCUUGGUAAUCUGAAAUGGUUCGAUUUGUUCCCUAGUUUUUCUGUGUCUCAUCUUAGCUUUUGGGGUUCUGAUCAUCGACCUGUUCAUGUCCAAUUUAAUCAUACUAAUGAGGGCAUUAAGGGGCAUGUGUUGCUUAAGUCUCGGUUUCAUUUUGAGACUGUUUGGGAGGAGGAUGAGGAAUGUGGGAAUAUUAUUUCUUCGGCAUGGAAUAGUGGUGUGGGGUAUAACUUUGAGACUUUGGCUACUAAAAUUGCUAAUGUUGCCACUAAUCUUGGUCGUUGGAACACUACUGUGUUUAAAAGGCAUCAUAAUAAUAUUAAGAAAAAGCAAAAACAAUUAAAAAUUUUGGAUGCUUCUCUCUCGGCUGCUAAUUUGAAAGAUUAUGUGUCUCUUGAGAAGGAAUUGGAUGUGCUUCAUUACAAAGAAGAAAAAUAUUGGGCACCCCGCUCUAAGCAGAAUUGGCUCAAGCUGGUGUUCGGGCAAGAUAACCUCGCGGGUGUCUAUCAAGACUAUUUCCAGUCUAUUUUUGAGUCUGGUUCUCCUACUUGUGCUGAUAUGGAUCCUGUUCUUAAUGCUAUUGUUCCCAAGGUCACUUCUCGUAUGAACGAUCAACUGACUAGACCCUAUACUAGCGAGGAUGUGAGGAAGGCUCUUUUCCAAAUGAGUCCUUCUAAAAGUCCUAGCAAGGAUGGUAUGUCUACAGGCUUCUAUCAGAAGUAUUGGGAUACUGUUGGUCCUAAAGUUAGCUCUGUUUGUCUCCAUUUUUUGAAUGAGGGUGGGCAUAUUAAAGGUAUCAAUUCUACUCUUAUCACUCUUAUCCCUAAAAUUGAUGAUCCUAAACAUGCUUCGGAUUUUCGUCCUAUUAGUUUGUGUAAUGUGCUUUACAAGAUUAUUGCAAAAUCUAUGACUAAUCGAUUACGUGAGAUUCUGGGUUCAGUGAUUUCUGAUGAGCAAAGUGCCUUCCUCCCUGGACAUCUUAUUACUGAUAAUGCCAUGAUUGGCUUUGAGUGUGUUAACCAUCUGAAACGGCGUGUUAAAAGUAAAACCGGUGCUUUUGCUCUCAAGCUUGACAUGUCUAAAGCUUAUGAUCGUGUUGAAUGGAGUUUCUUAUGUAGCCUUAUGAGGAAACUGGGCUUUCAUGAGAAAUGGAUCAGUUUAGUUAUGGCUUGUAUUUCUUCGGUUGACUAUGCUUUUAAUCUGAAUGGUGAAAUAUUGGGUAAAAUUAUUCCUGGCAGGGGUCUUCGACAAGGUGAUCCUUUGUCACCCUUUCUAUUUCUGAUCUGUGCUGAAGGUUUGUCUACUCUUGUACAACGUGAUUGUGUGAAUGGCUCACUCUCGGGUCUAUCUUGUGGGCGUACUGGUCCCCAGAUCUCCCAUCUCCUUUUUGCUGAUGAUAGCCUUUUCUUUUUCAAAGCAUCAGUGUAUGCUUGUCACCAUUUUAAGCAGCUUCUGGAUUGGUAUGGUAAGGCUUCUGGUCAACUUGUGAAUUUUUCUAAGUCUGCCAUGUGUUUUAGUUCUCGGAUUUCUUCUAGUGAUGCUGCUGACAUGGCCGCAAUUCUUGGUGUUCCUGUGGUUGUUUGCCAUGAGAAGUACCUUGGUUUACCUUGUUAUGCUGGGCAGAGUAAGAAAGGUCUUUUUCAAUCCCUCAAAGACUCUAUUUGGAAUAAAUUGUUUAGCUGGAAAUCUCGGUCCUUCUCUGCUGCUGGGAAAGAGGUGCUUAUUAAAUCUUUCAUCCAAUCUAUCCCUGCUUAUUCUAUGAACUUGUUUAAGCUGCCUGCUAGUUUCAUUAAAGAAAUUCAUCGGCUCUGUGCUAGAUUCUGGUGGGGUGGGGCUAGGUGGCUUAUCAAAGAUGGAAAUAAUGUCUCUGUGUAUCAUGACCGCUGGAACCCCCGCCUGAAUGGUGAUAGGUCUUGCUCGGAUCAUUUUCUUCCCGAAGAUGCAAUGGUCUCUAGCCUUCUUCUUCCUGAUGGUAAUUGGAACUCUGUUUUGAUCAAUGAGGCUUUUAAUUUGCAAGAGGCGACUGCUAUUCUUUCUAUCCCUCGCAAUCAUCUUCCUGUUACUGAUUGUGUUAUAUGGCAUUUUGAGUCUUCAGGUUCUCAUACCGUCAAAAGUGGAUAUUGGCAGGCCAUUCCUUUGUUGGGGAUGGGCCAGGCUUCAGGUUCUAAUGGAGUUUCGGUGAUAUGGACUAAAAUCUGGCAAUUAAAUAUUCCUGGGAAAGUGAGGCAAUUUUUGUGGAGAGGUGCUAAUAACUGGCUGCCUACCUUUUCUAAUCUUUUCAAUCGAGGUAUUUUUGUUGCUUCCUUAUGCCCUUUUUGCCUGAAGGGUCCUAAGACUGUCAUCCAUGUUUUAUGGAAUUAUGAUAGACUGGGUAACUUUAGCCACACUGUUGGUAAUAUUAUGCAUGUCCCUCCUUACACUGGAAUGGACUUUUAUGAGUUUUUGUUAAAUUGCUUAGUUUCUUUAUCUGUAGCUGACUUUGGAAAACUCAUUGUGUGUUUAUGGCGUAUUUGGUAUCGGCGUAAUAUAUUUGUUAAUGAGAAGACUACUCUUCCUGAUCAGAUGGUUAUUGAAUGGAGCUUGGCAUUUCUAGAUCGUCACUUGAAUGCCAAUGGUGGUUCUAUCCCCGCCAGUGAGUCCUUGAGGGAAACUCCGAAAGUGCAUCGCUGGGAGAAACCAGUGGAGGGUGUUGUCAAAAUUAAUUGUUAUGCUGGUCUUGACCAUGUUGCGAAGAAGGCUGGAGCUGGGGCGGUAUUCCGUGACUUUCAUGGCAUGGUCCUUGCCUCUAGUACGUGGUCAUGGGAUCAUUUAUUGGACCCUACUAUUGCUGAAGCCUUGGCGGUUUAUCACAGUAUCUUGUUGUGCUCAAGACUUGGGUAUCAUACGGUGGUCAUUGAAUCUGAUUGUGCCAAUGUGGUCCGUGCUAUUAACAAUCACAAGAUCGAGCAUUCUUAUCUGGGAUAUGUUAUUAGGGAUAUUCUUGCUUAUUAUUGGAAAGAUGAAAUGUACAAACUGGAGGAGGAUAAUCAUCUACCCAAUAUAAACUCUUCGUCUAGCCAAAAAGCAUGCAAGGAUGCUCUCAGAAAUUUAGACAAAGAAGUUCACAUAAGGUAA
Molecule: messenger RNA, 3342 nt
Organism: Humulus lupulus (European hop)
Lineage: Eukaryota; Viridiplantae; Streptophyta; Magnoliopsida; Rosales; Cannabaceae
Exons: 4
Coding region: 1-3342 (1113 amino acids)
Molecular function (GO): nucleic acid binding; RNA-DNA hybrid ribonuclease activity
Source: RefSeq, a predicted model, not a curated record